This is a messenger RNA of Emiliania huxleyi CCMP1516, 1871 nucleotides long. RefSeq lists its product as hypothetical. The transcript has 4 exons. The coding region runs from base 73 to 1341 and encodes 422 amino acids. The record is from RefSeq and is a predicted model, not a curated record. NCBI's taxonomy places the organism in Eukaryota, Haptophyta, Isochrysidales, Noelaerhabdaceae. Gene Ontology annotation, molecular function: acid phosphatase activity.
UGCGCUGCGAUCGGCCGCUCGUGCACAGGGGCGUGGGAGGAGCAUGGCGACUCGUGCUUGGUCGACCACCCUAUGGAGUGCGAUCAGUCCAUCGACUCGAGCGACGCGAUAUGCGAGUGCGCUGCGCUUGCGCCGCCGUCUCCGCCGCCGCGGAGGCCAGUGCCGCCCUCCCAGCCUUCGCCGCCCGCGUCGCCACCACUGCCGCCUGCCGUGGUGAGGUUUGCGGUCAUUGGCGACUUUGGCGUCAGCAACCAGAUGGAGCGGGACGUGGCUGCGCUGGUCGCAAGCUGGGACGUCGACUUUGUGAUCUCAGCGGGCGACAACAGGUACGACUCUCACACACUGAACGAAACGGUCGGGGGUAUUGCGCUCUAUGGAGCCUUCCUCCCCGACGCUCCGGCUGGGCGCGAGAACCGAUUCUUUCCUUGCGUCGGCAACCACGAUGUGAGCGACGGCGGCGGCAUCGCCGAGUACCGCCGCUUCUUCUCGCUGCCUGGCGAGGGCGUGGCGACCAGCGGCACGUCUGGCUCCGAGCUGUUCUACGACUUUUACCAGGCAGACGGUGCAUUGCACGUCUUUGUCCUCGACUCGGAAGCUGUCGACGCGACCAUCCCGCAGCAGCAGACGUGGCUCCAGGAGCAGCUCUCACGCUCGAGCGCGGCGUGGAAGAUCGUCGUCAUGCACCAUUCCCCGUUUUCCAGCAGCAGCAAGCACGGGUCCAAGAGCUUCAUGCAGUGGCCCUUUGCCGAGUGGGGCGCGUCCAUCGUCAUCUCCGGCCACGACCACCACUACGAGAGGAUUGAGCACGGCGGCAUCGUGUAUUUUGUCAAUGGCGCGGGUGGCAGGACGCUCUACUCCGUUUCCGACCAGCUCGUGGACGGCAGCAAGGCGACUUUUGACAGCGACCACGGCGCGCAGGUCAUCGCCAUCGGAGGAGGCUACGUGCACUCCGCUUUCGUCAGCCGCACCGGCGAGGUGGUUGAUGAGGCUGCCUACUCGCUCGCCUCACUCACGUGGACAGCACCACCCCCCGCGACGCCCUCGCCGCCCUCGCCGCCCUCGCCGCCCUCCGUGCCACCGGGUGAGUGCGAUGAGGCGUCGUGGCCCGACAAGGACGGCGGCCUCGUCUGUGGCAAGUGCAAAGUGCUGGUUGAUAACUUCGACAGCUACUACGGCAGCUGCGACGGCUACUGCGCUGCGAUCGGCCGCUCGUGCACAGGGGCGUGGGAGGAGAGCGGCGAUACCUGCACAGUCAAGCACGACAUGGCGUGCGAUCAGUCCAUCGCCUCGAGCGACGCGAUAUGCGAGUGCGCUGCGCUUGCGCCGCUCUCUCCGGGCUGAGUGCCGCGCAUGGCGGCAGUGGCGCGGGGGGGAGGUGGGUGGGGUCAGGCGGCGGCGGGCGGGCGGGUCGGUCGGUGGGUGGGUGGUUUCGGGGGGGGGGGUUUGCCAGGGGCGUCUCGUACCUUUGCGAGGCGGCGCAGGUCUCGCGCCUCUCGCGCCUCUCGGCCGCGGGGGUUCGUAGAGUGCGCCAGGCAGCGUAGAGGACGUGGGGGCCGGCGCGAUUUGGGCGAUGCGGCAUUGGGCAUUGCGCGCAGCACUGGCCACUGCUCAACGUUCCGUUGGCUCGCGGCGCCUCUCGAUACACCAUGUACGCGUCGGACACGACGCGCGCGCCGACGAGCCUCCUAUCUAGUAGCAUGAAUGGCAAUGCUCAAUGCACAAGCCUCAUGAAUGGCAAUGCUCAAUCACAAGAACGUGUUUCUGUUGUGUGUGCCUGUUGCUGUGCCGCGCGGGAGAUCACGUGUUACGUAUUACGCCACGGCCCACGCGUGGUAGCUGGUCGGUACCGCGUGUAAACAAGAAUUUUUUCG